GUCUGACACAAUAAGAGUUCUCUGCAGUCCUGCGUGGAUAAAAGCACACUGUGCAAAAGUCAUAAGCUCCCCUCAUUUCUUUAUAUUCUCUAUGAGUGUAUGAGUGCAUACAAACACAUGUGAUGGUUCAGAAUUCAAACGUUUAUCAAAGAUCUGCAACAUCACAGACUGACCUGCAGCCGUGACAGAGCCUCCGCCGUGUCUCACAGGGGGCUGCAGACUCUCAGUGUUGGAGCUCCUCGCACAUGCUGACCAUAAUGUGGCUCCAUUGCUCCAUCAGUCUUGUUCCUCUGACCUUCAUCAGUGUGUCCUCCUGUGAGGCUGAGCAGCAGACGAUCGGCUGAAGGUCUCUCAGAUCUGCUUCAGAGUUUUCAGCUCUUUGGGAAUAGCCUCGUUGGUGCAAACUUAGUUUUAUGUCAGACUGUUAUCUGUGGCAUUUCUCACAGACGUUGCUGCUAACAGCGUGUGCAAACACUGGCUCGUCUUCGGAUGGGUCAAAGGUCAGAGGUCACGUACAAGGACCGGACUGACAGAUGUUCAGAAAGUUGGAGAGUUAUUGCUCAAGCGCUCUUCAGAGAUUAGUCUGAAGCCAGAAUCCAAAUAUAAAGUGGUGAGUGGGGGCUCAAGACUUUUGCUCAGCACGCUGGCUGGGUGUUUUAAUAAAGAUAAAAUGAACUGCAGCCGACUGUCAGGAAACCGGCUGUGAAUAAAUCCUGUUUCACAGUAAUUGCACUGAGAAGGGAAGGGCUUUUAUUGUGAAACAGAGGGAAGAAGCUUGUAGCAACAGGAAGUUUACAGAAGAACGGUUUUUGGGUUUUUUUAGUUACAGUGUUUCAUCCUGAGACUUUAUUGAAAUAAAAAGUCAUCAGGAUAAAGUUUGGGGUACAACUCUGUAAACAUCUGGAACAUCUGCUCAGACUUGUGGUUUCCUCUCUGAAACACUCGCCCUCCUUCAGACCUUCCCGCCGUUGGACUCGAUGUAUUUAUUAUAGUGAGUCGAUUUAUUAACUUGGGUGUUUUAAGUGAAAAUUUUAUUUCUAAUUAUGGUUUUAAAAUUUUCUCCCUUAUCUCUGGAUUUCUUAUGUUGUUUCCUAAAUAUUAAUAAUUUGUCCUUCAUGCCUCCUGAUUUCCAAAAUAAAAGUCAAUUUAAAGCAUUUAACUGAAUUGAAGCUGCUCUCACAGGCACUAGGACCCUGCAGACACUCUGCACUUCCUCCUGCUUUAAAUAGCCUCAGCAUCUGAUUGGUGUAGUUUUAAUGAAGCAGUCUGAAGCUGAUCUGCCACCUCACCUGUGUGCAAGGAGCAGGUGAGCGUGGCCAAUCAGGUGGCGUGUCUGCGGUGAAAUGCAGACAAACCUGUCAGGCAGAGAGAGAGAGCGAGCGAGCCCCAUAGAGUCAGAGUGGGAACUCCCUCGGAGCGAGGGCGAGGAGAGGAAGGAGGACAACACACUCAGAUAUCCAGCGGGUCCUACACGCUGGUCAGAGGACGCUGUGACAUCAGAGUGACAUCAUGAGCUCCCCCACUGAGCACACAGACGGGCACGGUGAGGACAGGUCUGCUCCAGGGCCCUCAGGCCCCCCCAACAUCCAGGACAUGGAGCUGAGGGAGGAGUGGCAGGAUGAUGGCUUCCCCAGACCACUUCCAGAGGAUGACACAGAAAGUCCAGCAGGAGAAUCAGCUCCGGUCACCAGCCUCACUCUAUCGGGUGGAGGUCGAGCUAAGAAGCGUCUGGUGGCACCGUCUCUGAGUCUCACUCUGAACCGCCGUGACUCGAACGAUCGGAACAGCUUCUCCGCAGCCGCGCUGUCAGGGACACCAGACGACACACCGUCGCUUGACAUCAACCUGGAAGCUCUGGAGACGCCAUCGGACAGCGAGACAGGAACGCUGCCGGACAGCAUGCACGACCUCGAGUGGGACGACGACCUCCCUCAGAUGGGCAGAGGUGGAGCUGUGGGUGUGGCCAGAAGCCCGGUGGAGCAGUCCGAAGGUCUGAUGGAGCUGGAUCAGGUGGACAGCAGAGGGCGGCGCUGGAGGCGGUUCUGCAUCUCGGGACACGAAUACCAUGUCAACAUGAGCGUCCUGGAGCCGUACCUGCAGGUCCUGUCACAUGGAGGUCAGAGGUCACACACCCACCAAACUACCUGUAAUACACCUGCAGGAGGUCCCAGGUGCCAUGGAGCUAACACUGUGCUGUAUUUGAAGUUGCACCAUGACAGCUCUGCCUGUGGUUGGUUGACAGGCUACUUUGGAGACGGGAUGAACGCCAUCAUCCUUUUCACUUCCUGUUACCUGCCGGAGAACACAGUGGAAAACUACGAGUAUGUCAUGGAAAACCUGUUCAGGUACAUUGUGGGGACGCUGGACCUAAUGGUCUCAGAGAACUACCUGCUAGUCUACCUGUGUGCCAUGGCUCCCAGAAACAAGCUGCCCUCUAUCAAGUGGCUUCACCAGUGCUACACGUCCAUCGACAGGAGGCUGAAGAAGGACCUGAAGGGGCUGCUGGUCGUCCACCCCGCCUGGUACAUCAAAGCUCUCAUCACGCUGGUCAAACCUUUUAUCAGCGAUAAGUUCAGCAGGAAGAUCCGCUUCAUUCAGAGUCUGCAGCAGCUGUCCGAGCUCAUCCCCACAGACAGGCUGCAGAUCCCCGACGCCAUCCGCCAGUUUGAUGAGAAGCUGAACAGAUGACUCUCUCACACGUCACAUCAGAGGGACCCAGGAAGCCGCAGGUUCAGGAAGCCUGCUGACCUUUGACCUGUGGCGUGUACAUAUGAGCAGACUGCUGUACGUCUGUGUGCUGGUGGCGUUCGGACUCGGAGAGGACGAACAUGCUAACGGGAACUCUGCUGCUUCUUUCCUCUAAACUUGAACAAACGCUAACUUACUGUUUAUUUAUUGACGUAUUUAAGACGGCGGUCAGAGCAAGACACCCGUCACGUCGCGCCGUCACGUUUCUGUCUGAGCCUCAGAUCAGACGUGUGGGGGGGUGGGGCUAAUCGGGCUCUGUAAAUCCAGGUGAUUGAAUCUGUUUUGGGUUUCAUGUCCAGGUGAAACACGUGAGCAGAGCUUCACUGCAGGAAGCUGCUGAUUGGUUGCUGACUGUUUCACUUCCUGUAAUAAAAGCAUGGAUCAAA
This is a messenger RNA of Oreochromis niloticus (Nile tilapia), 3134 nucleotides long. RefSeq names its product BCL2 interacting protein like (gene bnipl). The record is from RefSeq and is a predicted model, not a curated record. Gene Ontology annotation, biological process: apoptotic process. NCBI's taxonomy places the organism in Eukaryota, Metazoa, Chordata, Actinopteri, Cichliformes, Cichlidae. Bases 1510 to 2688 code for a protein of 392 amino acids. Gene Ontology annotation, cellular component: cytoplasm. The transcript has 10 exons.